GCUGCAGAUCAAAACAAUCACAGAGACUGAGUGACAGCGACUGAGGCGCCGCAGCUUCCGAACAGCACCCACUCAGCUCCCACUCAGCACCCACUCAGCACCCACUCAGCACCCACUCAGCUCCCACUCAGCACCCACUCAGCUCCCACUCAGCACCCACACAGCACCCACCCAGCACCCGGAGAAGCCGCACUCUCCCAGCAGGAUGAAAACCUCCUACGUUGAGGCCCAGAAGCUGCAGCCCACGGACUUCGAGGUCCAGUACUUUGACCAGUACGAAUAUUACAACCUGACCGACCGUUACGCACUGCCCGCAGCUGCCAGGAAAGGCCGGACCAAGAAGGAGGCUGAAGCCAACACCAACAGGGAGAGCCCAGGUGGCCAUGAGAGGAAGAUCGCUGGCAAACUGCAGCGCAGCGAGGGCAAGAAGAAGGGCAAAGCUGGCAAGGUGUGAGGCACAGGAUAAACCUCCGGAUGGCACCAAGACGCACGGACCGAUGGCAACGAGACCGACCAAGAGAACUCGUACCGGAUCAUAGGGGGGAGACAGAAGCUCCGCCCCUCACAGGCAGAGACCACCCCCGAGCAAGGAGGAGAGAAGGGCAGAGUACUGUGACUCUAGUGUGGGAGCAGCAGAGCAGACGCCUCCUUUAACCUCUUCAUGGCUGUAGCUAGAAAGGCUGGGAAGCGGUGGGGCAGCUAUUAACCCUUUCAGGGCUGGCAUGAGAACCGCCUGGGUAUGAAAUAAACAGAAUGUUUUGCUAAA
This is a messenger RNA of Xenopus tropicalis (tropical clawed frog), 766 nucleotides long. RefSeq names its product nuclear protein 1, transcriptional regulator (gene nupr1). The coding region runs from base 206 to 454 and encodes 82 amino acids. NCBI's taxonomy places the organism in Eukaryota, Metazoa, Chordata, Amphibia, Anura, Pipidae. The record is from RefSeq and is a predicted model, not a curated record. The transcript is spliced from 3 exons.